AUGGGAGGGAGGCACGAGGCGGAGGCGGACGGCGGAAAGGCCGGGGGCUACUCUUCCUCCGGCCUCCCGCCGUCGGAGCCGCCGCACCUGAAGGGCCAGCCGCCGCAGGAGUACGGGUACGGCACGUUCCAGGGCCCUCGGCAACCUCCCGUCGGGUUCCCGCAGCCUGCCCCGCCUCCCGGGUUCGGCGGCGGCGGCGGCGGCUAUCACCAGCAGCAGCCCUACGCGCCCGCGGAGCCGUACUACGCCCAGGGGUACCAGGCCGUGCCAGAUUCCACGUGA
Molecule: messenger RNA, 282 nt
Organism: Miscanthus lutarioriparius
Lineage: Eukaryota; Viridiplantae; Streptophyta; Magnoliopsida; Poales; Poaceae
Source: the annotation of a GenBank genome assembly